Messenger RNA from Oreochromis aureus, 2570 nucleotides. RefSeq names its product protein inscuteable homolog (gene insc). The transcript is spliced from 13 exons. Gene Ontology annotation, cellular component: apical cortex. Bases 364 to 2001 code for a protein of 545 amino acids. NCBI's taxonomy places the organism in Eukaryota, Metazoa, Chordata, Actinopteri, Cichliformes, Cichlidae. The record is from RefSeq and is a predicted model, not a curated record. Gene Ontology annotation, biological process: asymmetric cell division; regulation of asymmetric cell division; establishment of mitotic spindle orientation. Gene Ontology annotation, molecular function: cytoskeletal adaptor activity; protein binding.
UCUCCUCCUGUGAACCCAGUCUUCAGCUCAAUGAUAGGACGUGAGCAGGACGGCAUGGCUGACUUGCUGAUACAGAGCAUGUCCACUGUAUUUAAAGACCAGCGUCCAAAAGAAACUCACAUAUUAUAUGCUUUCUUCAGUCUGUGAGUUUCCGAGAGCAUUGGGAGAAGAAGCCAGAGUGUUUAAUCACUGGCAAUUUCAAAAUAAAGCCAAGCCAUAAGGAACAGGCUGCACAAUGACGGAUCCCUGAAACAUCAUGGACAUUAAAUUUGGAUUACGCAGCCUGACUCAGUUUGUCCUGAACACAAUCACAUUGAGUCAAGCUGGUCUUGGCCUCUCAAAAUGGUGCUGAGCUGAAGUAAGAUGGCCUCAGGCAGGAUGGCAAGUCCUCAGAGCAGCUCCAGACAGAGCAGCUCGCUCUCUUCAUCUCCAAUGAGUACCCGUGCGCAGUCUCUUCAGGUUGACUCGGUCCAGCGCUGGAUGGAAGACCUCCGUCACAUGACGGAAGUAGAGUGCAUGUGUGUCCUCCAGGCCAAACCCAUCGGGGUAGAGGAGGACUCUCAGCAGGGAGAGCUGAUUGUGGGCUCUGGGGUUGGUGCAGGGGACCACGUGGCUAGAAACAACCUGCAGACGCUCCUUCGCCGAGCUUUGGUGGUCAGCACAGAGCUAGGAAAGAUGUUUCAGCGGCUGGAGAAGGGGCGCUGGCAGAGGGUCCACAGCACGGCUGUACGGGCAAACUGCCAUGUUCGCUCACUGGUACAUGAGUACAGUGCAGCUCGAAGCACGCCACCGGAGAUGCAGAAGUAUGAGAAGUCUUUGCUGGAAAAGUGUAUGGAGCUGACUAAUAUUACAGAGAGGUGCCUUCACACUGACGAUGAAUUCUUCCUGAAAUCCAUGAGGGAGGCCAUCCAUGAGAUCCUUACAGAUGUCAGUGACUCAUUCAGCAACAUGAUUGACAUGGCUUUAGCCAAUGAGAUCCGGGUUCUGAUCAAGCAGAUUGAAUCAUCAGACAGCCUUCAUACCAUUGGUAGUGCCAUUAGCAACCUGCUGUCCCUAACCCAGGAUGGACCUCAGCUCUGCAGCAUCAUUGCCAAGGAAGGAGCUGUGGUAGCCCUGUUUAAGAUCUGCAGACAGGACCGCUUUAGAGAUCUGUACGCACACGCUUUAAGAACAGUGGCCUCCAUCUGCUGUGUGGAGGAAGGCAUUAACCAACUGGACAAGGUGGACGGGAUCCUGUGCCUGGCAGACAUCUUGACUGAUGAAAGCAGCGUGGAGGCAGCCAGAGCUGAAGCGGCAGCUGUUGUAGCUCAGAUCACUUCGCCUCACCACACAUCCACUCAGCACCUCGCCAGCUUCCUGGAGAGCAUGCACGACAUUGUCACGGCGCUCAUCAAGUUGUGUGAGACCGCGUCCUGUGGUGAAGUGUUCCUCCUGGCGUCGGCUGCCUUGGCCAAUAUCACCUUCUUUGACAGCAUGGCCUGUGAGAUCCUCCUGCAGCUUAAUGCCAUCCACAUCUUACUUCAGGCCUGCAAAGACCGUCAGAGAGUUGACACACCCUACUCCAAAGACCAGGUGGUGACGAUCUUGGCAAACCUGUCCGUCUUAGAGCAGUGCGCAUCUGAAGUCCUGCAAGAACAAGGUAUAGAAAGACUGCUACUGUUGCUGGGAGAAAAACCAUCCUCUUCCAGUCCAUCAGAGGGCGCUGCCUGUGAGCGUGUCCAGCAGAAAGCUGCCGUCACACUGGCCCGACUGAGCAGAGACCCUGAUGUGGCCCAAACAGCUAUCCAGCUUAAAGCUGUUCCUCGCCUUAUUGAACUGUGUCGCUCCCCUACUGAGAGAAAUAACAGUGACUCUGUGCUGGUCGCUUGCCUGGCUGCUUUGAGGAGGCUGGCAGCAGGCUGUCCAGACAGCAUCGAGGCAGCCGACCACCAGCAGCUGAUCAAACCACGUCUAGUUGACUCUUUCCUGCUGUGUUCCAACAUGGAGGAGAGCUUUGUAUGAUCCCCUGCACACCGAAUCACUGAGAGUCAAGAACUCUCAUUGUCAGUACAAAAACACACGUGUUCUGAAGGAGUGUAUCUAUUUCAUGACUACAGUCUAAAUUUCUUGUUCAGUUAAUAGGAAAUAGCUGAAUAGAUGCAGAGAACAUAUAUUAGUAAAUGUGUAUAAAUGUGUUGCAUAGUGCAACUCAAUUUUCAGAUUAAAUGCAACAAACAUGUACGCUGUUUUAGGAAAAAGUGGGUCAUUAUUUCAUGUAAUUCCACAGAGAAUUUCAUUAUUUCAUUAAUCAUAACAGUAAGUGUUUGUAUAAGUAGGUGAAACUGUUUGAAAAAAAAUGCAAUGAAAUGCUUUAAAUGUUACCACUGUGCAAUUUUUUUUCUUACAUGUUGAUAUUGUUUCCGAAGCUUUUUGACUCUAUCAAAGGAAAACUGUCAAUCUGAAAUGUUUAGCAUUUAAGAACUGAGAUUGAGUUCUGGUUAAUCUUUUCUCAACUGUUUAAAAUAAUAAACUUUUUCAGUGAGCAACCAUUUUUUAAAAUAACCAUUCACAAGUAAAUUAUUACCACUGUU